Molecule: messenger RNA, 3078 nt
Organism: Mesorhabditis belari
Lineage: Eukaryota; Metazoa; Nematoda; Chromadorea; Rhabditida; Rhabditidae
Source: the annotation of a GenBank genome assembly
AUGGAGGAAGAUGAGCGACCAGCUGGUGAGCCAGACAAAACCCCGAAACAGCGAUUGCUUCAAUGGAUUCGAAGGAAAUUGCCUGACGAUGUAAAACCACCGAUGAGGAAGGGGAAAUUGCAUGGAGUUGAGGUGACAGCGAUCGCUGGACGAGCCGCCGAUUUUCAUGUGAUCAUGCCAACAGAUGAGCAUAAACCAAAGCUCUCGAUCCAAGACGAGCACGGUCAGGACAUUCACUUCACUGUGAACAAGAUCCCAGCCACGUGCAACUACAAUGUCAAGUACACGCCUGAGAAAGUCGGAACGGCAAAGAUUUCCCUCUUCACCACAUCGAUUCUCAGCGGUUCAACGAUUCCGGGUUGUUACAUUGCUGAUUAUCCAUUGGGAAUGGCGGGAACACACUCGGUGAAUGCUUUCCAUCGUGGAUCAGCGAUUGUCGGCAGUCCUUUCCGAUUAAAAGUGUUACCAAAAAGCUCUUGGGAAACGUGGGGUCGAGGUUUGCAAUCGGAUGGAGUUUGCGUGGGAGAUAAGGCUCCAAUCUACGUUCAACCGUCGUCUUCGGAUUCAAGCGAUGACAUCAAUAAAGCACCGAUCAGCGUCGAAGUGGUAGAUGGUCACAGUCGAAAAGUUGCGGUGACACGGACGAUUUCAAAUGGUCGAGCGAAAUUCGAGUACACCCCGACAACUGAAGGAGUCUAUCGGCUAAACGUUGAGGAGAAAAUUGAUGCAUCGAAGUUGAACAUUUUCGGGCCAGGAGUGGAAGGACCGGUGGUCAGCCAACAACCCACUCAUUUCACUAUUGACGCUAAACAGGCUGGACCAGGCGCUGUUGAGGUAGCUCUUGCGGAUCGCGACGGUCGAGCGGUGGACAUUGACGUACUCGACAAUCAAGACGGAUCAUUCACCGUCAAGCACACUGCACCAAGACCAGGCGCAUAUCAGUUAAACGUUGUGUUCGCUGGUGUUGACGGUCCACCGAUUGAGAUCAAUGUGAAACCGCAUGUGGAUCGAGCGAACAACGAGCGCUGCGCGGUGAUCCUCCCGCCAUCACCCUCAAAACUAGCUUCGAUCAGACGAGCCUCAUCCACUUCGAAUCAGGGAAGAGACAGCGCCAUCGAGGCCAACGAGAGAAGAUAUUACGGCUUAUCUGAGCAAUCACCUGAGCUGAAAGAGCGCGAGUUUAACUUCAAUUUCGACAAAGCGCAAAUCAACAGCGAUCUUUUGAAAGCUCAGGUAUCAACACCAAUGGGAAUGAGAGACGAGGCUCAAAUUAUCGACAACCAUGACGGCACAGUUCUCGUCAAAUACGCUCCGAAAACCCCGGGACCACACGAGUUAACCAUUCUGCACGAUGGAGCUAUUUUGCAGGGAACUCCAAUCAAAUUCUUUGUUGACUCUUUCGAUUCGGGACAUGCCACCGUUUAUGGACCCGGAGUCUCUUUCACUCCCCGUGAAGCCGGUGAGCAUCUCAUCAAAGUGUUCCGCGACGGGAAACCAAUACCGAAAGGACCCUUCAAGAUUAAAGUGGAUAAAAGCCAAAUCGGUGAUGCGGCUAAGGUGGAGGUGAGAGGUGAGGGAAAACACAAUGCGGUCACCAAUCAAGACAACGAGAUCCUCGUGGACACGAGUAAAGCUGGUUAUGGUGGUCUCUCCGUCUCAGUGCAGGGUCCAUCGAAAGCCGAGCUGAAAUGCAAAGAGGUUAAACCGGAAAGCCCACUUUCUGUUGUUUGCACUGAUCGAGUAAGUCAAACGGCUACGGAAAUCGAGAGAGAAACAACAAAGCCAUCGAUCGCUGCUGUGGGUCGUGAGGCGAACAUUUACCUCAAACUGUCGCACACCGUUGAGAACGAUAUGAGUGCUCGCUUGGUGAAUCCACACGGUGAAGAGGUGAAAGCCUCUGGAAUGGGAGUGGUGAGAGGAGAAGUUGGAGUGCCAAAUGCUUUCAAUAUCUAUACAAGAGAGGCUGGCGCUGGCAAGUUGUCUGUGAGUGUUGAAGGGCCAGCAAAGGCAAAGAUGCACUUCAGUGAUCAUAAGGACGGGAAUUGUCAUGCCGAGUACACGGUGGGCGAGCCAGGCGAGUACUCUGUCGCGGUCAAGUUCAACGAUGAGCACAUUGCUGAAUCGCCUUUCAAAGUAUUCAUGGUUCCAUCUGGAGAGGGUCAUCGACAUGGUCUUUCCUCUUAUCGUCACUCGGAACAUCGAGUCAAUGGAGAAGCGAUCAAUGGAGGAAUUCAGUAUUCAGGAGAUGCUGAUAAGGUUGUGGCUAAGGGCACCGGGCUGAACAAGUUCACCCCAGGGGUCGCCUCGUCGUUCAACAUUGAUACGGGGCUGGCUGGGACAAAUCUGCUGAUGGUCGGUGUUGUGACAUCAAAGGGACCAUGCGAGGAGGUGGUCGUCAAACACAUGGGAGCUGGGCAUUAUGUGGAAUGGUUUCAGCUUGGGAAUGAGCCCGAGGCUAUUCCGAUUUUACCGCCCGCCAUUGCGGUUCACCGAGCACGUGUAAACGUUGCAGCUCACCUGCGAGAACGAUUCGCCGAUCGAGGUCGUGGAGCUUUGGUUGGUCGAGAGUCUUCAAGCUCGUCAUCUAGUUCAGAUGGAGAAAGCUCGGAACAUGAACCGCAACACAUAAAUGUUAAGGAUGCCAUAAACCAUGAGUAUUUGUUUACACGUCGAACUCGUCGCCGAGAAGGUCAAGUUGGUGAAGUCCUUGAUCUCGCGAUGCCUUCCGAGACGAUUGUUGCUGAAAUGAUAAUGGAAUUGCCAAUGUUGCGGAUCAGCCAAGAUUGCUUUCCGAUGCCAAAUCAACGCAUCCCGUUGUUGCUUUAUCAUCCGAAUGACAUGGCCACUGCUAAAUUUGCCGUCGCUCAUCAUUCCUAUCUGGCUGCUUUCCCGGGAGAAACUUUUGGGUAUGACCCGAGAGUGUCCACGCCGAUCGACGUUGGUGUGCUUUUGCAGAUAGCACGCUCGUGUGAUGGCGGUCAACGAGGCUUUCGUGUUUACGCAAUCGGUCGCAAUCGUAUUAAGCUUUUGGAAACGAUUCGGAAUAUCGAUAGUAAAAGUUCAGCAACGAAAAAUUGC